CUAAAGAAAGUGAAAGAGCCCUUCCUAAAAAUUAGGAAUUCCUUUGCUGAGCAAAAUUGUGGAUUAAUUCUACAAUCCAUUAGACGCAAGAAGCAUACCAAGCCACGAGUGCCUCCUACAAGGAUAAAUAAUGUGUAUGAUAUUGAAGGACCAAUCACAGACGCAGAGAUAGCUAAGCAGUUUGUCUAUUCUUUAAACAGUGCUGAAAGAAAACAUCUGUAUGCUGAGUUGGCCAGAUUCCAUGGAGAUGACACUUCUGUGCCUGGUGUUGAUCCUCAGCUAGAGCCACCAACACGUCAACAGUUGAAGCAAGUUUUGCUGCACCAGAUGUUUCCUUUCAUCGGCUUUGGCUUUCUCGACAACUUCUUGAUGAUAGUCGCAGGUGAAUAUAUUGACGUGACACUUGGCGUGACCUUGGGUAUCAGCACUAUGGCAGCUGCAGCACUUGGGAAUUUGAUAUCUGAUGUAGCUGGUCUAGGGUCGGCCCACUAUGUAGAAAACUGGGCUGCCAAGAUUGGUGUAAAGAAUCCUCACCUCAGCCCCACACAAGUGGACAUUGGCAGCACAAAGUGGGCUUCCAACAUGGGCAAGGUGAUUGGAGUGACCAUUGGCUGUCUGCUGGGCAUGAUGCCCCUUCUUUUCUUUAAGGAUGAGAAAAAAAAGGUGGAUGAGGAUAAAACUGAAGCUAAUUAAUGAACUAAUUCCAUGGAUCCACUAGACUAUUUAUUGUAGUGGUCUUCACUAGACUCUUGUCCUAUGUUGCCUAUUGUUUUCCUAAUCUAUUCCCAUGACAAUCAGGUUUUUCCCAUGACUUUGACUGACAUCAGACUUCCCUUACCAAAUGUUGUAUCAUCAAUCAUGUAUCAAGUUUUCCCAUGACUUUGACUGACAUCAGACUUCCCUUACCAAAUGUUGUAUCAUCAAUCAUGUAUCAAGUUUUUCCCAUGACUUUGACUGACAUCAGACUUCCCUUACCAAAUGUUGUAUCAUCAAUCAUGUAUCAAGUUUAUAGUAAUUAUAGAAAGUCUGGGCUAUCUCAAUUUACUCACUGACAUCAACUUGGGGGUAUAAUAAUGUGUUAGUUGGAGCUUUACAUUUUAAUCUUGUUUGUAGCCAGUCAUCUAGUUUGUACAUUGAUGGCUGUAGCCAGUCAUCUAGUUUGUACAUUGAUGGCCAACCCAUGUUAGUUAAUAAGACAAUAGCUCACCUUUGGACAGGAAACUUUUUAAUUUGAUGGUUGUGAACUUAUUUAUUUUGACAAGUUCAAUGUUGAACUCUUAAGUGUCAGACUAUGUGUUGUGUCACCAGGAGUUGUUGUUUUUCAAUGUUUCUGUAUGUGGCACACUUUGGAAAGAUAAAUAAAUCCUCACACUGCA
This is a messenger RNA of Physella acuta, 1376 nucleotides long. RefSeq names its product transmembrane protein 65. NCBI's taxonomy places the organism in Eukaryota, Metazoa, Mollusca, Gastropoda, Physidae. Gene Ontology annotation, cellular component: mitochondrion. The record is from RefSeq and is a predicted model, not a curated record.